This is a messenger RNA of Belonocnema kinseyi, 1721 nucleotides long. Its product is annotated as putative beta-carotene-binding protein. NCBI's taxonomy places the organism in Eukaryota, Metazoa, Arthropoda, Insecta, Hymenoptera, Cynipidae. The record is from RefSeq and is a predicted model, not a curated record. The transcript is spliced from 8 exons. The coding region runs from base 70 to 816 and encodes 248 amino acids.
GGCAAAUUCCGUCCCCAUCUUGUUACUUCUCAGACUUCAGAAUCGAGUAUUCGAUCGCGUGUGUUGGACAUGUUUAAUCUCCUGGCUCGCGUAUGCCUAGCGGCAACGAUCCCUUAUGCAGCGGUUGGUGUAUUACCUUCCUACAUAAAACCGUGCAAGAAAUUAGAUCCAGACAUUAACAAUUGCAUAACGCAUUCUAUUGAGGAUCUACGAAGUCAAUUGGCACAAGGUAUUCCCGAACUAGAUGCACCUGCAAUAGAACCACUGAAACUGAAGCAAAUAAGAUUGUUGAAAGGACCUAUUGGGGCUCGUUUAGAUAUUAAUAUAACAGACCUGGUGGUUACCGGACCAUCAUCAUUUAAAGUUCGCGAGCUAAAAGCAGAUGUAGAUGAAGUUUCAUUCACUUUCAAGGUCAGUUUCGAUAAACUUAGUUUCCGUGGACAGUACCAGAUUGAUGCAAGAAUUCUACUAUUAACGCUGACGGGAAGUGGAGAUCUCACUGGAGACUUUACGGGAUACGAUUCAAAUGUGAUUCUUCGAGCACACAAAGUAUUCAGAGAUAACGAUGUGUACCUGACCUUCGACAAAAUGAAAUUGGCUAUCAGAAUUGGCGCAGCGAAGGUUCACCUUAACAAUCUUUUUGGAGGCGAUCCAAUCCUCGGGCCAGCAACUAACCAAGUUUUGAACGCAAAUAGUGGAUUGCUGCUUGAUGAACUGAAACCAGUAUUGGAAACUUCGCUAGCAGACCUUUUUACGGAUGUAGCAAACAAAAUAACGAAAUCAUUUACAUAUAAGGAAUUGUUUCCCGAUAAUUAAAGCUUGUUCAUUAAGGGGUCGUUAAUAAUUUUGUAAUUAUAUAAAUUUGUAUAAUUUGCAAUUUAAGAUUGUUUCUGUUCUUUCUGUACCAUAUUGAGUGCAGUUAAUGUAUGGCUAAAGAAUAAGGUACAUAUAGUCUAGGUGUGUCGACGUGAUUCGCGAGAAAUUGGCAGCUCAUAAGAAAUACAACACCAGGACGAUCAUUCCAAAGAAAGUCAAGAAGAAAACCAUCGACUAGAAGUGGAUUUUAAAGAAAUUUGUCGACGCAACUGGACAAGUGUAUGAAUACAAGGCUCGCCUGUGUGUGCUAGGUUUUCAACAAGAAAAGAGAGUCGACUCCAUCGAGACGUUCUCAGCGAAGAACAGAUUGUGAAAGCCCAAGAUGAUUCACCCCCACCUUCACAGUGGAAUUGCCGGGAUCAUUUGAUUGUGACGCGAGAGAGCCUGAAACUGCCAAUUGAGAAGAAACCAAUGCAGAGUUAGUUGGUCGUAUGGUGGGAUUUGAAUUAUAAUCAUCGGAAUGCAACAAAACGAGUCUCUGUCAUUAUGGGUAAAUUAAAGUUGUCAUCUUACCACUGGAGAAUGUUAGAAAUCGAUGAAGUAUAAAAUUAAAUGUGUUGAAAAUCAUCCAAAUAUCAGCUGGCAAACCUAUAAUUUCUUCCUUCAGCUGAAGAAUAAUGAAAGACCCAUCCAGUGAAGAAUGACAGCAUGAAAGAGUGCAGUACAGACUGUUUGGAGAAAGACAACUGCCUCACAGUACGUGCGAAGAUGUUGUCACCAGCUUAUAUCCUUGCCAUGUGACCUCAAACCGUCAUAUUUUUCACCUAGUUCCUGUGGUUUCACUUAAUAAAAUUUCUCACUUUGGUCCUUGCUGUAUUAAUUUUACACUUUUGAAUGUUUUUUUA